This is a messenger RNA of Drosophila gunungcola (fruit fly), 1319 nucleotides long. It is a transcript of the gene TfIIFbeta, whose product is annotated as general transcription factor IIF subunit 2. NCBI's taxonomy places the organism in Eukaryota, Metazoa, Arthropoda, Insecta, Diptera, Drosophilidae. The coding region runs from base 103 to 936 and encodes 277 amino acids. The transcript is spliced from 2 exons. Gene Ontology annotation, biological process: transcription initiation at RNA polymerase II promoter; transcription by RNA polymerase II. Gene Ontology annotation, cellular component: transcription factor TFIIF complex. The record is from RefSeq and is a predicted model, not a curated record.
CUUUGGCGUUUUACAGCACUACAUUUGCGCCACAAAAACAAAAAUCCGAAAGCGGUGCAAGUAGAUUUGUAAAUCCCUAUUUAGCCAACGCAAACAAACAGAAUGUCGAAGGACGAGAAGGACAAGACGCAGAUAAUCGACAAGGACCUGGAUCUGUCCAACGCCGGACGCGGCGUGUGGCUGGUGAAGGUGCCGAAGUACAUUGCCCAGAAAUGGGAGAAGGCCCCCACGAACAUGGACGUGGGCAAGCUGCGGAUCAACAAGACGCCCGGCCAGAAGGCCCAAGUCUCGCUCUCCCUCACUCCGGCCGUCCUGGCUCUCGACCCGGAUGAGAAGAUACCCACGGAGCACGUCCUGGACGUGUCGCAGGUGACCAAGCAAACGCUCGGGGUAUUCUCGCACAUGGCCCCCUCCGAAGGCAAGGAGAGCUCGGCGAACCCGGCUGCGCAGCCAGACAACGAGAAGCUCUACAUGGAGGGCCGGAUCGUUCAGAAGCUGGAGUGCCGGCCCAUUGCCGACACUUGCUACAUGAAGCUGAAGCUGGAGUCCAUCCGCAAGGCGUCGGAGCCCCAGCGGCGGGUGCAGCCCAUCGACAAGAUCGUCCAGAACUUCAAGCCCGUCAAGGAUCAUGCACACAAUAUCGAGUAUCGGGAGCGCAAGAAGGCCGAGGGCAAGAAGGCGCGCGACGACAAGAAUGCCGUGAUGGACAUGCUCUUCCACGCCUUCGAGAAGCAUCAGUACUAUAACAUCAAGGAUCUGGUCAAGAUCACCAACCAGCCCAUCAGCUAUCUGAAGGAGAUUCUCAAGGAUGUAUGCGAUUACAACAUGAAGAACCCUCACAAAAACAUGUGGGAGCUCAAAAAGGAGUACCGACACUACAAGACUGAGGAGAAAAAGGAGGAGGAGCACAAGUCGGGCAGCAGCGAUUCGGAAUAGCAUUAAGCAGAGCCUCCGACAUACCUUGAUUAAAAAAAUAUUUAAGUGAUUGCAUGAUUUCGUUUUAUUCCUUAAGAGCUACACUUAGACCUAUGAAAAAAACAUUUUUUCUUUCACUGUAAAUAUACAUUCUCUUGCACUCUGGUUAUACAUACAUAUAUACACUAUAAACCUAGGCGACACUAUGAACAUAGGGAUAUCUAUUAGUUGACGUUUUUCUCAUGUACAUACAUUAAUUGUAGAGCAGAAAGAAAUCUAAAUUUGUAUACUUUUGUACAGUAUGAGAUCAGGUACUUGAUACUAGUACUAUCAGCUCAUAAGGAUUUCCAAAACACUGACUGUGGUCAAUUUAAACGAUCAUUUGUCUAUUUUUCAAAAUGCAA